AUGUCCAACAAAAAUGUCCGCAAAGCUGGUUUCACUUCAUCCGGGAUCAAAAAAGGAUCCAUUGCUUCAUCGAUGAUGUCCAAGGAAGCAAAAGCGGCCGGAGGAGGUGUGCGUUCUGGAGGCCCUACUGCUACUCUCCAAGGAAUGGGUGCCAAAGGCUCAGCCAAUUCAUCAGGUUUUACCAAAAGUGGGAUCUCCAGUGAAUCCAAGGCCUCUCAGAUGAUGUCCAAGGAGGCCAAAUCCCAUGGAGGUGGAACUCCCAAGGGCAGUACAACUGCCACUGUCCAGUCCAUCUCAAUGGGUGGCAAAGGAAGCACUGAUUAG
Molecule: messenger RNA, 324 nt
Organism: Antrostomus carolinensis (chuck-will's-widow)
Lineage: Eukaryota; Metazoa; Chordata; Aves; Caprimulgiformes; Caprimulgidae
Product: interferon alpha-inducible protein 6
Exons: 3
Coding region: 1-324 (107 amino acids)
Cellular component (GO): membrane
Source: RefSeq, a predicted model, not a curated record